Messenger RNA from Dermatophagoides farinae (American house dust mite), 1012 nucleotides. RefSeq names its product regulatory particle non-ATPase 12 (gene Rpn12). Lineage: Eukaryota; Metazoa; Arthropoda; Arachnida; Sarcoptiformes; Pyroglyphidae. Gene Ontology annotation, biological process: proteasome-mediated ubiquitin-dependent protein catabolic process. Gene Ontology annotation, cellular component: proteasome regulatory particle, lid subcomplex; cytosol; proteasome regulatory particle. The record is from RefSeq and is a predicted model, not a curated record.
UCAAUUCAAUUUGUAUUUUAUUUGUUUGAUCAUCACUAAAUUCUUGAUUAUUUUUUCAUAAAAAUAAUUUUGAAACAACAAAAAAAAUGAAUAAAAAACCAGCACCAGCUUUAAAUGAUACGGUUGCUUUGUCCAAAAUGUUGCAAAGUGAAUGGGAACGUUCGAAUCACAAUAUGGAAAAGAUUGAAAGCUAUUUAUCCAAAUUGAAAUUGUAUCUAACUAAACUUCAAUUCUUGCCAAUCGAAUUGGGUGAGCAGAUUUCCAAACAAGAAUUGGUUGUUGCUCGAGAUAUACUCGAAAUUGGUGCAUUUUUUUCCAUUGAAACAAAAAAUAUACCCGCGUUUGAACGUUAUAUGGCUCAGCUUAAAUGCUAUUAUUUUGAUUACAGCACGGAUUUGACUGAAUCAACAUUUAAAUAUCAAUUACUUGGCCUAAAUUUGCUUUGUCUUCUUUCUCAGAAUCGUGUAUCUGAAUUUCAUACUGAAUUGGAACUAUUACCAAUGAAAGAGAUUCAAAACAAUGUCUAUAUUCGUCAUCCGGUUUCAUUGGAACAAUACCUAAUGGAAGGAAGUUAUAAUAAGAUUUUUCUAUCCAAAGGAAAUGUACCAUCCAAGUAUUAUACAUUUUUCAUUGACAUACUAUUGGACACUAUUCGUGAAGAUAUUGCCGGUUGUAUUGAAAUGGCAUAUGAUCGAAUAAGCGAAUCAGAAGCAUUGCGUUUGUUGUUUUUUGAUGCUAAAGACAAAGCAGGAUUAGUACAAUAUGCUCAACGUCGUCGAUGGACAUUGAAUCAGAAACGUGAAUAUACAUUUGGUCAUGGUAAAAAUCGUAACGAUGGUGCUGUUGCCAAGAUUCCGGCCCAGAAAAUUGCCGUACAAAUGUUGGAAUAUGCACGUGAAUUAGAAAUGAUUGUAUAACUUUUAUAUCAUAAAUGCUUAAUUUGAAUUUUUAAAAAUGGAUGAAAUACAAAUUCUUUAUUGAUUGAUAAAUUGUAAUUAAAAAAAAUACAAAC